Molecule: messenger RNA, 2304 nt
Organism: Cuculus canorus (common cuckoo)
Lineage: Eukaryota; Metazoa; Chordata; Aves; Cuculiformes; Cuculidae
Gene: BLMH
Product: bleomycin hydrolase
Exons: 12
Coding region: 138-1505 (455 amino acids)
Biological process (GO): L-homocysteine catabolic process; response to toxic substance; proteolysis
Cellular component (GO): cytoplasm
Molecular function (GO): cysteine-type aminopeptidase activity
Source: RefSeq, a predicted model, not a curated record
GCCGCGGCCAGUGCCCCGGGGCGGGGGAGGUGGAGCGGUGGAGCCCCUCUUCCGGCUUCCGGUGCCGGCGGUAUAAGAGCCGCUUCCGCCUGGAGCGUGACCCGUGGAGGGCCUGGCCGUUCGAUCCUAGCGGAACCAUGAACGCCCGCGGGCUGAGCACAGAGAAGGCGGCUGCCUUCACGCGGCGGCUGCGGGCUGAGCCCCGAUUCCUGCUGGCGCAGAACGUGGCGACAUGCAGCGACCCGCUGGAGGUGUGCUUGCAGCGGCGUGUGGUGCAGGACACCGUGCAGGUCUUCCAGCAUGCUGUCCCUGCCGAGGGCAAGCCCGUCACCAACCAGAAGAACUCCGGGAGGUGUUGGAUCUUUUCUUGUCUCAAUGCAAUGCGUCUUCCUUUCAUGAAGAAAUACAACAUCGAGGAGUUUGAGUUCAGCCAGUCGUACCUCUUCUUCUGGGAUAAGGUUGAACGUUGUUACUACUUUUUAAAUGCCUUUGUGGAAACUGCUCAGAAAAAGGAGCCUGUGGAAGGUCGACUGACACAGUUCCUGCUCGCCAACCCCACGAACGAUGGCGGGCAGUGGGAUAUGUUGGUUAACAUCAUUGAAAAGUAUGGUGUUGUCCCCAAGAAAUACUUCCCGGAGUCUCAUACCACGGAGGCUACUCGGAGGAUGAAUGAGAUCUUAAAUCAUAAGAUGAGAGAAUACUGCUUGCGGCUAAGAAAUAUGGUGGAAACUGGAGCAAUUAAAGACGAGAUCUGUGCUGCAAUGGACACUAUGAUAGAAGAGGUAUUCAGAAUAGUGAGUACUUGCCUGGGCAGCCCUCCGGAGACCUUCUGCUGGGAGUUCCGGGAUAAGGAGAAGAACUACCACAAAUACGGCCCUGUGACACCACUCCAGUUCUACAAUGAGCAUGUGAAGCCUUACUUCAACAUGGAGGACAAGAUCUGUCUGGUGAACGAUCCUCGCCCUCAGAACCCCUACAGCCAGCUGUACACGGUUGAGUACCUGGGCAACAUGGUUGGAGGGAGGAAGACACUCUACAACAACCAGCCUGUUGAUGUCUUGAAAAAACUAGCUGCAACGUCCAUUAAGGAUGGCGAGGCUGUUUGGUUUGGCUGUGAUGUUGCAAAGCACUUCUAUGGCAAGCUGGGAAUCAAUGACAUGAAUAUAUAUAAUCAUGAGCUGGUGUUUGGUGUCUCCGUCAAGAACAUGAACAAAGCAGAACGAUUAAUCUUUGGAGAAUCAAUGAUGACCCAUGCCAUGGUUCUCACCGCUGUCACUGAGAAGGAUGGGCAAGAAGAUGCGUUUGAGAAAUGGAGAGUGGAAAACUCCUGGGGUGAAGACCGUGGUAAUAAAGGUUACCUGAUCAUGACUGACGACUGGUUUUCCGAGUACGUCUACGAGGUGGUGGUGGAUAAGAAGUAUGUACCAGAAGACAUCUUGGCAGUGAUGCAGCAGGAACCGAUUGUUCUGCCAGCCUGGGACCCUAUGGGGGCUUUGGCCAAGUGAACUAAAGAAUAGUUGCCCUGUAAUGGUCCACCAGAAGUAGAUGCAAUAGAGAAUUCCAGUGGUCGGAAGCCAUAGCCAAAUGAUAAUGUGACCAAGCACUCGGCAUGGUCCGUAUUCUUGAAAUGUAAGUUAAGGAUUUUUGGGAAAUAGCGCUUUACUGACUUGGCUGAAUAAAGCCCUCAGACAGGCUACUCUGCAAAACUAAAAAGGGAAAAACUCAUAAUGGAAACAUAUUACAAGAGCUGUCAAUGGCAGUUUGAUUUUUACCUUAAAUAUUUCAUAAGAAUCAGCAUAGUAAAUCAGUAGAAUUAUUUUGGCCAGUGUUUUCCCUAGAAAAGCUGGCCAUAAAGGACCUUUUAGAAUUAACAGCUACAUGACUGUUAGAACAAAUAUAUUGAGAUACUUAUAAAUUAACCAUCCCUGAUCUGACUUGCCCAAAAUAUUUUAUAUAUUUACAUUUUUAGUUUUGCUGACAUUUUGGAGGGGACAUAUGAAUUGAAACUGCUGAAAAUGUUCUCUUCUAGCAGAAUUGGGAACGGUUUCCUUGAGGUUUCCAGUUUCACUUGUUUUUAUUCUUCCACUAUUGAGGUAGGACUGGAUAACCCCAUCGAGGCUCCGUGCCGUCUGUGUGCACAGGAGCGCUAUUUUUCAGUUUCAUUAGCAAGAACAACUAUAGGUAUGUUCACAGGUGGAGUUAGUGUCAUGCUCAACAGAAAACAACCAAUGUUUUAAUUGCUGCAUUUAAUUUGGAUGUUCAAAAAACAAAGAUGGUGCUAUGAAGCUUUUGAAUAAACACUUU